CCCCAGAACGGCUUUGCUGUGGUGCGGCCACCCGGACAUCACGCGGAUCCUUCCACUGCCAUGGGAUUCUGCUUCUUCAACUCGGUGGCCAUUGCGGCAAGGCAGCUGCAGCAGAAAGGGAAACUCAGCAAGAUCCUCAUUGUGGACUGGGAUGUUCACCACGGCAAUGGGACUCAGCAGAUCUUCUACAGAGACCCUGACGUUCUCUACAUCUCUCUGCAUCGUCACGAUGAUGGCAACUUCUUCCCCGGUAGCGGGGCCGCCGACGAGGUUGGUGCUGGCCCCGGCGAGGGAUUUAAUGUCAACAUAGCCUGGACUGGAGGGCUCGACCCCCCCAUGGGAGACCCUGAGUACCUGGCUGCUUUCAGGACGGUGGUGAUGCCAAUCGCACACGAAUUCUCCCCCGAUGUGGUGCUGGUGUCGGCCGGCUUCGACGCAGCUGACGGCCACCCCUGGGCUUCUCCUCCAGGCUUCGGCUACAUGACGAAGCAGCUGAUGAGCCUGGCUGGCGGAGCCAUCGUCCUCGCACUAGAAGGUGGCCAUGACCUGACGGCCAUCUGCGACGCCUCCGAGGCCUGCGUGUCGGCCUUGCUGGGCAACGAGCUGGACCCUCUCCCAGAAGAAAGCAUGAGGCAGAAACCAAACCCCAACGCUGUGCGCUCCUUGGAAACGGUGCUCCAGGUCCAGAGUAAAUACUGGGUGGCUGUGCAGCGCUUUGCCUCGAAGCUGGGCUGCUCCUUCCUGGAGGCGCAGCACCACGAGGCAGAAGAGGUGGAGACGGUCACAGCCUUGGCCUCCCUCUCGGUGGCCGUGAUGGUGGAGAAGAGGCCGCAAGACGAGCCCAUGGAGGAAGAGGAGCCCAUGAACCAGUGA
Molecule: messenger RNA, 873 nt
Organism: Leptosomus discolor (cuckoo roller)
Lineage: Eukaryota; Metazoa; Chordata; Aves; Leptosomiformes; Leptosomidae
Source: RefSeq, a predicted model, not a curated record